AUGCACAUGAUGCCGCCUAUUCCACCACCCGAUUCCACAAAAGAACUCGGAAUGAAUCUUGAAGACCUCCAAGCACCACCUGGCGGCAGUGACACUGGUGGUGGUGGUGGCGGAAGUUCUGUAAAGAAAAGAGGAGCGGGAGCCACAGUGAGUGCUACUCCAAAACAACCAAGAGCUAAGAAACCAAAGAAAGCAGCUUCUAUACCAAAAGAAACAGGGAAUCAAAGGUCAAAAUCAAUCAAGAGGAAUAUGGAUGUGGUGAUAAAUGGAAUAGACAUGGAUAUAUCUGGGAUUCCUAUACCUGUUUGUUCGUGUACAGGGGUCCCACAACAGUGUUACAGAUGGGGUGCAGGUGGGUGGCAAUCAGCUUGUUGCACCACCACCAUAUCCAUGUAUCCACUACCAAUGAGCACAAAACGCAGGGGAGCUAGAAUUGCAGGGAGGAAGAUGAGUCAAGGGGCAUUCAAGAAAGUGUUGGAGAAACUUGGAUCUGAAAGCUAUAACUUUGCUAAUGCAAUUGACCUAAGGGCACAUUGGGCAAAACAUGGCACAAACAAGUUUGUCACUAUCAGGUAA
Molecule: messenger RNA, 576 nt
Organism: Lactuca virosa
Lineage: Eukaryota; Viridiplantae; Streptophyta; Magnoliopsida; Asterales; Asteraceae
Source: the annotation of a GenBank genome assembly